GUGGGAAUAUAAAUUGUUCAGCUAUAGUUUAAUUUUUUCUUCAAAAAAAAAAAAAAGCUAUAGUUUAAUUUGCGUAGUUAUUUUCUUAAUAGAAUUGUGCUCCUAUAUUUUAUCUCAAAGCUUCAAGGUUAAAGUCACUUCUUCCUGGACUUCUUUUCGUAUAUACACAUAUUUUGUUCUAAUUCGUGAGAUUGCUUACAAAGCUAGCUCGCUAGCAAAAUAAUUAAGAAUGGGCAAUAAUCAUUUUCAUUAUUACUUGUGCUACCAAUGCUUUGAGGGAUUCCGUUCUACUAAUGAAGUCACCUCUUGUCGUCUAUGUUUAUCUGAAUUGUAUUUGUAUGAGAUUCAAAGCAAUAUGUUCUACAUUGGGGAUAUCAACAACCAUCGAGCACCCCCGCUAUUAGUUCAUCAAUGGCAAUCAAGAUAUCAUGAAAAAUCAAAUCCAUCUCUAACGCUUGAGCGGCCUGGAAUUGUGACCCGUUUAAUAUGGCGAGGAAGAGGUGAGAAACCCCAACCCCAACCUACGGGAUGGAAAGGUGAGUUGGACCGGCUUCAAACUACCAUCGAACCGUUAAUACAAUGCAGUCAAUGGUAUUGGUGCUACCAUUGUCGUAGACUAGGUCAUAUAAGAGAAACAGGUGGAGCCGUUUUAACGACUCCUCCUCUUUCUCUUAUUUUUCCUGAAAUCAUGCGAUGUCAGGAAUGCUCACUUGAAAGGGCGGUCGGAUCCACGGUUGCGACCGUUGACAACCAUGACCCCAUUUGUUGGUGUUACCGAUGUCACACACCUUAUCGUGUUGGAGUAAUAGUCCAAUCCUCUUCCUCUUCCUCCUCUUCUGGACCGAUAUGUCCUCGGUGUGAGGACAGUCGAUUCAUGUCACCGGUGCGAAUCUGGAGGAAUGUCAUCAUCUACGGGGAUAGCGAAAGAGACUCACCAAUGGACCAUAGGGGCACUGAAAUUAGCUGGUCUGUAGAUCCUUUAAGCCACGCACGGUGGACGCAUGACCGAAAGGAGUAUUUUGGGGGCGCUUAUGCAGUGCUGGGUGUGCUUCAACUCAAUCACUUCCUAGCAACAAUAUAUGACAAUGAACCUUACCCUCCUCGAAGCGGAAGCCUGUCCACCCCGGAACUAAUGAGUGUGAGAACCGCCGGUGCUGUUCGCGAUUCGGAAUUACCCCGGCCAGCAACCGGCCAAGAAUGUAGAACUGGUUUGGAAGACCUGGGGGUGAAGAAAAUGAACGAAAGCUCCAAUUUAAACCUAAACCUAAGAGGAGAAGGUUUAUUCAAGUUGUGGUUGUUGGUGGCUGCUUUUAUUGGUGGCCUUUUAUUAGGCUCCUUAAAAUUGAUUUGGUGAAGACUGGUCCAUCAAUCUACAUGCACGCCCGCUCAUGGCCCUACUUUAAUUUAUGUAUGUAUAUAUAUAUUCAGGGAAUUGAUCUAACAUGUUGUACGUCGUUCUAAGUCAGUUUAUACUGCAUGUAAUCCUAAUCAAAUAGAAUAAAAGAUGUUGGAAU
Cuscuta epithymum is the source of this 1514-nucleotide messenger RNA. The record is from the annotation of a GenBank genome assembly. NCBI's taxonomy places the organism in Eukaryota, Viridiplantae, Streptophyta, Magnoliopsida, Solanales, Convolvulaceae.